Messenger RNA from Tachysurus vachellii, 6528 nucleotides. RefSeq names its product neuroligin 2b (gene nlgn2b). The record is from RefSeq and is a predicted model, not a curated record. Gene Ontology annotation, cellular component: postsynaptic specialization membrane; cell surface; synapse. Gene Ontology annotation, biological process: postsynaptic membrane assembly; synaptic vesicle endocytosis; neuron cell-cell adhesion. Gene Ontology annotation, molecular function: neurexin family protein binding; signaling receptor activity. Lineage: Eukaryota; Metazoa; Chordata; Actinopteri; Siluriformes; Bagridae. The coding region runs from base 510 to 3059 and encodes 849 amino acids. The transcript has 10 exons.
UAUUAGCGCUUCAUCUGCGCUUCUCCUCCAUCAUCAGCCUGCAGGAAUCAGAGAGAGAGAGAGAGAGAGAGAGAGAGAGAGAGAGAAAGAGAGAGAGAGAGGAGGAAGAAGAGGAGAGGAAAGGGGGAGAGGAUUCUUUCCUGGGUUUUUGGAGGGAAAAAAAACUGGGAAGGUGAAUACAGCGCGCGCUACAACACACGGAAUGAUGGAAUAAAACGUCCGCGUGCACACCGAACACCGGGAGGAAGCUGACGGAGCUCAGUGAGGACGAUGUGGAUGGUGCAGUAACGUCAGCAUGAAGCUCUUCAGUGUUCUGCGUCAGGCAUCUCUCGUGCACCGCUAGGCCCCUCCACACACACACACACACAGACACAGACACACACACACACACACACACACACAUACACACAGUAUAUCCAGCCCCUCCCCUUUUCCCACAGUCACCCUUUACAUUUUUGAUCCCCUUGAGACAGUAGGUACCUUCUUCCUUCCCCCCGUCACCCCCGGCCAUGUCUCUACCCUGUGACGGUGGACGCCGGCGUCCAUUUUCCCGUCCACAUCAUAAAUGGGACGCGUGCUUGGUAUGGUUGUUAGGACUGGCGCUGCGGUUGGCGCUCUCUUCGUGCCAGCGCUCGGAUUACAGCGCCUCCAAACACCCCAUCAUUUCCACCAGUUUUGGGAAGAUCCGCGGCAUCCGGAAGGAGCUGAACAACGAGAUCCUCGGCCCCGUGGAACAGUUUCUCGGCGUUCCGUAUGCCACUCCACCCGUCGGUGACCGGCGCUUCCAGCCCCCUGAAGCGCCUGGAGCUUGGCAUGAUAUACGGAACGCCACACGGUUCCCACCGGCGUGUCCGCAGAACGUCCACGGAGCGCUGCCUGAAAUCAUGAUGCCUGUGUGGUUCACAGAGAACCUGGAUGCUGCCGCUGCGUACCUGCAGGAUCAGAGUGAGGACUGUCUCUACCUCAACAUCUAUGUCCCUACAGAGGACGGUCCGCUCACUAAAAAACCUGACGAGUCUGCGACGAACAGGCCGAGGGACGAAGACAUUAGAGAUCGGCGGAAGAAGCCGGUCAUGUUGUUCAUCCACGGAGGUUCGUAUAUGGAGGGAGCGGGUAGCAUGUUCGAUGCAAGUGUCCUCGCCGCCUACGGCAACGUCAUCGUCGUAACCAUGAACUACAGACUCGGGGUUCUGGGUUUCCUGAGCACUGGCGAUCAGGCGGCUAAAGGAAACUACGGCCUGCUGGAUCAAAUCCAGGCGCUUCGCUGGCUCAAUGAAAACAUCAACCAUUUUGGAGGCGACCACGAAAGGAUCACCAUCUUCGGCUCGGGCGCCGGAGCAUCCUGCGUCAACCUGCUCAUCCUGUCCCAUCACUCUGAAGGUCUGUUCCAAAGAGCUAUAGCCCAGAGCGGCUCUGCCAUCUCCAGCUGGUCUGUGAACUACCGCCCGUUCAUGUACACCAAGAUCCUGGCCAAGAAGGUGGGCUGCAGCUCCGGGGACACGGCCAACAUGGUCAGCUGUCUGAGGAGGAAGAGCUUCCGAGAGCUGGUGGAUCAGGACAUUCAGCCUGCACGCUAUCACAUCGCCUUUGGGCCCGUGGUAGACGGAGACGUGGUUCCUGAUGACCCCGAGAUCCUCAUGCAGCAGGGAGAGUUCCUGAACUAUGACAUCUUGUUGGGAGUCAAUCAAGGAGAAGGGCUGAAGUUUGUGGAUGAUAGCGAAGGAGAGGACGGAAUUUCAGCUGCUACAUUUGACUACACCAUAUCCAACUUUGUAGACAACCUUUACGGUUACCCAAGCGAUAUCCUUCGCGAGACCAUAAAGUUCAUGUACACUGAUUGGGCCGAUCGCGAUAACGGCGACAUGAGGAGGAAGACGUUGCUUGCGCUCUUCACAGAUCACCAGUGGGUGGCACCAGCAGUGGCCACAGCCAAGCUGCACGCUGAGUUCCAGUCUCCAGUUUACUUCUACACUUUCCACCAUCACUGCCAGAUGGAGGGCAGACCGGAGUGGGCCGACGCCGCACAUGGAGAUGAGAUUCCCUAUGUCUUUGGAGUGCCCAUGGUGGGCGCCACAGACCUCUUUCCCUGCAACUUCUCCAAAAAUGACGUGAUGCUUAGCGCCGUCGUCAUGACCUACUGGACCAACUUUGCUAAAACUGGUGACCCAAACAUCCCAGUUCCCCAGGAUACCAAGUUUAUACACACAAAGCCAAACCGCUUCGAGGAGGUCGUGUGGACUAAAUUCAGCUCUAAGGACAAGCAGUACCUUCACAUUGGCCUGAAGCCACGUGUAAGAGACAACUACCGUGCCAACAAGGUGGCCUUCUGGCUUGAGCUGGUGCCACAUUUGCACACUCUACAUGAGGAGAUGAUCGGCUCUUCUGGUGCAACCCGUUUACCACCAUCUGGUGACAUCCCCCACAGACCCGGACGGAAAAAUCCAGUGCUGAAUCCGAAUCAUCCUGGUACACGCCAACCCUCGGUUUCCUCCACAUACCCACCGGAUACAGAAAUGGAUCCGGAAGGUUCGGAGCGCCCGCGCCUGUCUCCUUUCCCCGAGGCAGCACGCGACUACUCAACAGAGCUGAGUGUAACAGUGGCAGUGGGUGCAUCUCUGCUAUUCCUGAACGUCCUGGCGUUUGCGGCACUCUACUACAAACGUGACAAACGCCACGAAAUGAUGCUGCUGCAACAGAGACGACGCCAUCGGCGUCUCUCGCCCCAGCGUGGCACUGCUGGGGCCCCGAUUCCGGCGACAGCCAUCGCUGUGGGCAACGACUUGGAAGAGGAGCUCAUGUCAUUAAGGAUGAAGCAGCAGAGGGCUGAGUUAGACCUGGAGCCUCUUCGAUGCCCGCCGGAUUACACACUGGCACUGAGGAGGGCACCUGAUGAUGUGCCACUCAUGAUGCCCAGCACCAUUAGUGCCAUGCACGCCUUCAAUACAUACCCCCCUGCUCCUGGCCACACCCCAAAUCCAGGCCCUGCCCCUGGGUCCAGCUCUAGCUCUGUGCAUACCAACAAUGCUUUGCCCCAUCAGCACUCAACCACUCGUGUAUAGUACAGUACCUCGCCAAGCUUUUAACACACCUAAGGACUAGCUGCACCAGGAACGGUGCUCUGCAGAGGUAAUACGUUUUGUCCAGUUUGGGAACGUAAAGGUCCAGUCCUGGAGUCCUGGAGUUCUUUAGUCCGGCACAGUUUGGUGAUAUUCACAUUCAACGGUAAAUCAAACCAUACUGGACUCCAGAACUUCAGGAGGAGAACUGGGAAACUGUAGCCUAGUGGUAGAAAGUCACAGUUACUGAACAUAAGGUCCUUCUCAGAGAUCUUGACCGGUCCAGUUGCUUUGACUUCCUCCUGCUAGACGAUUUAAUGACUCGGAGGACUGAAAACCUUUAUAGUCAUCUACAACACAUUCUCUUGUCUCUUUUAACUGCUGCAGUCUUCGUUUUCUCUCUUUACGCAAAGGAACAGAGGAGGAGCCACUCAGUUGGCCAUCUUGCCCUCAACCUCUUAUCUACAAUCUCCUGCUUUGUGUUAUUUUUACCCACGCUUGCUGUGUUGCGUUUUUCUCUCCAUUCCCUUUUUUUUUUUCGGUCAUGUCCUUCACCUAAUGCAGAACUCUGCUUUUUGAACUAAACACUUUUAUAAAUCGAGAGAACCUCUAUGUGAUACAGACGAUCACGAAUGUUGUGAAGACAUGAAUGAGAAAAAGAAAAAGAUUUGAAUAUUUAGUUUUUACCAGCAUUUCUGUGCCAAGUACUGUGAUAUCCAUCUGAUCAGACUCUGAGUCGAGAGGACAGACUUGGAUCCGGAGAGCAUCUGAGGACCGGAAUUUAGAAGUCACUGAAAAAGUGCCAAAAUCUUGUUUGCUUUUAUUUUCUUCUUCUCUCGUUUUCUCUCUCUCUCUCUCUCUCUCUCUCUCUCUCUCUCUCUCUCUCUCUCUCUUUCUUUUGCUUUUGCACUGUUGCUGGUCUGGGACGAGAUUUGAUUCUAUAAGCAGAAUAUCUAUAUUAAAGUCUAAAUAUAGAAUAAUGAAAAUUUAUAUCUUGUUUGCUCUCGGGGAAAAUUUGCAUGAUUUAUUUUUAAAGAAAACAGACACGCGCACGAGAUUCCUCUUGUUUUAUUAUCAGCAUCCUAUUCUUUCAUGCUCUGUCUCUCUGUCUCUUUUUUUUAUGUGUCGGCUAUAUUGUGCACAUCAUUCGGAGAUUAUUUUCCUUCUCUUGAGACUUAAUCGGAAGCAUAUCAGGAAAAUGGGAACUGAUUACCAUCAUAAUGAGAAAAAAGGAUGUAUAGAUCCCUUUUAGUUCACUUAUCAAAAGCUGGAAAUCUCGGGACCGCUGAGCAUCAAGGAAGGACUUAUCGACGCUCCAGCAUCCCUCCAUCUCUCUCUCUCUCUUUCUCUCUCUGCCUUUGUUUAUACUGUAUAUUCCACUACAUUUACAUUGAACUCGCACAAUAAGGAAUGAGAUCCCGUUCUUUCUCUUUUUCUCUCACGUCCAGUGUUUCCUCUCAUUCCUGUUUUCCCUUCGAUUUCUCCACUCGUGUGCAGUCAGGGUGCUAAAGAGGCCGCACGGAACGACGAGGAAUCCAUCGACAAUGAUGUGGACGGAGGACAGAACAAACUAUAAAGGACUAAAACAACAAUCAUGAAGGUGUGUCCUCGUUUCAUCGCUCGUCUCAUCGUCAUCUUUCUGUUCGCGUCUCGUUUCCGGAAAACACUCAGCGGAUUAAUGGAUGGAUGGAUGGAUGGAUGGAUAUAAAAAUCUUGAGGGAAACAAACAAAAAAACAAACAAAAAAACAAACAAAACCUACAAACUGUACAUUUUUUGAAGUUGUACUAGAUGACACGGUCUUUGUAAAUAUUCUGUUUCGUUGUUUGGUUUUACAGGUGAACGGCCGAGCGGCUCUUGUGAGAACAGGUGCAAGUCGAGUUUCUUAUUUUUCCUUGAUUUACAGACCGUUUUUUCUUUCUUUCUGUCUUUCUUUCUUUCUUUCUUUCUUCAGCACGUAACGUGAACAUGCUUGUCCUGAGCCUCGGAGUUAGAACUCAAUGACACGACACUCAACACUUUAGCGUGAACGCUUUAAUGCAUCAUCAGUACUCAGUACAUCAGUGUACAGGAGGAGGAGUUAGAGCUAGAAGCCUGAAAAGCACAGCUGUCUUCUAAACGUCGUGGUGUAGGGUCACAUGACCUCUGCAAAGUCGUUACACAGGGUCACAUGACCUCCGCAAAGUCAUUACACAGGGUCACAUGACCUCUGCAAAGUCAUUACACAGGGUCACAUGACCUCCGCAAAGUCAUUACACAGGGUCACAUGACCUCCGCAAAGUCGUUACACAGGGUCACAUGACCUCCGCAAAGUCGUUACACAGGGUCACAUGACCUCCGCAAAGUUGUUACACAGGGUCACAUGACCUCCGCAAAGUUGUUACACAGGGUCACAUGACCUCCGCAAAGUCGUCACACAGGGUCACAUGACCUCCGCAGCACGUAAUUCUCUUCACCGCCGAAAAAAAAAAAACAGACGAAUGUCAUAACGUUACAUCACUGUCUCCUCUUAAGUCUUUUAUUUCUUUCUUCCUUUCUUUCUCUUCUUUCAUCACUUCUCUCCAGAUCAACACAUUAAAACAUUUUUUUCAAAAUAGAACUUUUAUCUUUCUUACUAUCUUCUCCGCCUUUGUUUUUGUGUGUGUCUGUGUGCGUGUGUGUAUCUGUGUGUGUGUGGGUGUGUGUGUGUUGAUCAAUGUAACCCGACUGUGUGAUGAUUUAUAUUAAACUCUAAAGAGCGGUGAAGUCGCUGCGUCUCGUAUCGAACCUUGAAGGUAAUGAUGAUAUUUUGAAGCGUCCACGUUUAAACUCUUGUAUUUAAAACCGAAUUGCGAUUCUUGAUCAUCGUCCGUUUGCUUUGAUCACAUGACACUGUGGCCGUGUGGUCCUGACUCGAACCUGUUACGGUUUAAGUUAAUGGAGACCCGAAGCCUCUCUCUGCCUGCUAGAUUUCAGAAAUAGAGAAUUUAAACUGUCCAUAUUUUUGUACAGAGGGGCUGAGAGGCAGCGGACAGACUCGUAAAGCACACUGUCACCAGGUCUCACGGUGAUCCUCUGGUCUGUGUGUGUGUGUGUGUGUGUGUGAGUGUGAGUGUGUGUGUGUGUGUGUGUGUGUUAUGGGGGAGGGGGGGGUGAUGGGGUAGAGAUAUAUUACAGAUAUUUACUAAGUGCACCUGCUCUAAUAUUAACGCUGGGUUGCCAAAUAUACACCUGCACCUGUUGCUUAUCAUUUUGUUCAGUCGCAGCGACUCGGGAUGAGAGUAACGUGUUUGGGGGAUAAACGGAGUUCCUAUUUCUAUUUCAUAUAAAGGCUAUUACACACUGUAUGUUGUGUAUAUGAACUGGAGAACAUUAAAAAGACGUUAUAAAACACACAAGUGUCUCUGAGUCCUUACACGUCCAUUAAUAAUCAUCUACAUGAUCUUCUCCACAGCUAGACUGCAUUUAAUACCGUGUUGUGAUGAUUGUAAUAC